AUGAUCAGAGCCGCGUUUGAUGCAUUGCUCGGCCGCAAGGAUUCGACAAAGGGCAACAACAACAAUCAAGGUGGUACAGGUGAGGGCAAGUCAAAGGGAGAAGACCUCGCGGAUAAGAUUGUUGCUGUGUCCAUCGACGAGGACGGCGAGAUUCAGUUUCUCGAUUCGCUGGGCGGCGGUAGCAAGGAUAAGAAAAAGGCAGACAAGAACAAGGACAACGCAGCAGCCCCGACAUUGCGCAACGACCAGCUCGGAGACGAUGAAGGAGAUGUCAUGGAGAUUGAACUCGCAGAUGGUGAAGACGCGGCGCGGUUGAUGAAGAUUCUUCAAGACGCGGGCUUUGACGCACGGUUCCCUGGCGCAGACGACGAUGAAAAGGAAGGAAAGCACGACGAACUGUAA
Molecule: messenger RNA, 402 nt
Organism: Serendipita indica DSM 11827
Lineage: Eukaryota; Fungi; Basidiomycota; Agaricomycetes; Sebacinales; Serendipitaceae
Source: the annotation of a GenBank genome assembly